AUGAAUCACCCAAGCAUAUUCAUCACUUUCAUCUUUGCCCUUUUCUCGUCGUAUUCUACAGGGGACGAGGAAGCUCUUCAAUUAAAGAGUUCCUCCGAGGACGAGGUAAGAGGCUGCUACAAGCACAAUCAGACCUUGGCAGUUUGCUUUGAUGUGAAGAAAGGCUCCAUAAAGAUACAGAAGUCCUCGGGGGAAGGAAUUGUCUACUACCGAGAGCUUGGACCAGAAAUGUUCCUCUAUCAAGUCUUAGAUAAGGCUUUUAUUACCGGGUAAAUAUUUCCUAUAAGUAGCAAGUUGUAUAUAAUCAUGCGGUUCAAAAUUCUUUUAGAGUUUUAGCCCACCUGCCAAAAUCUGAGAUCUAGAAAUAUUAGUACAAAAUUUUGCCUCGCCUUCAAAAAUCUUUCAAAACCGGAUGUGAUAGUAUUCUGCCGAAAAGUUUCCGCAUAGCAUUUUGUCCACAAGGAUUCAGAGGUUAAAACCACUUUGUACAUCCUUUCAGCUUGAGCAGUUUAACAAGUAAGUAGCUGGGAAAGUAACCUCACUCAGUAACUUUUAUUUAACGUGCUCCCACCAUCCACAGACUUCAGACUCGAGUAACAACCCAUCCCUAGAAAGGCGUAAUAGACAAUCCACGGGCACCCAACGUCAAUUUUUGGAAAAUAUCUGUUCGGAAGGCGAUUUGAGAUCUGGAAUUUUCGGAACAUUGUUGUAAAAUUUCUUGCUUGCUGCCUCUCUUAGGAUUUUCGAACAUCUAAUAAAUGGUAUAAUUGCCCAUUUUUAACAGAUUAUUACCCUAAAAAGGUCACCUAGAAUUUUCGGGAGCUAGGUUUUCAUCCCUAUAAUUUUCGGAUCACUAGACUUUCAGCUAGGAAAUCCGAACAGAUGAAACAUUUUUAGGGGAUAAAAAUAUACCUAUAUCUGCCGUUUAAAUACUGAAGUACGUUUAACAAUGCUAUGUUUAAGUGGUUUCGAACUACAUUCUCGUUGGGUGCCCCAGACAGUCCGCCCUCCAUUUGUGAUGUGGUCGCUCCAAGAAAAUUUUAGUGCUGUGCGAAGCGUCCGUUUGCUUUUCGAUGGUGCCUGCUAUGAAAACAAACUACAGUCGACUCCCGUUAACUCGAACCUUUAAGGGAAAUCGAAAAAGGUUCGAGUUAUCGGGAGUUGAGUUAUCGGGAGCUCGAAGAAAAUAGCCGGAAGUAAGGUAACAAACAGUUUUUACUGUACAGUGAACAUUUUAAUCACAUUUUAUUGCAGAAAUGUUAAGUGAAAAUUGAAAGAUGCUUUUAGGUAAAAAUCACAACGUAACAUGUGCUAACGAAACAUAGCCUAAAUAACUCUAAAUAGAGCAUGCGUUUUACUGUUUUGAGAAGUAAAGCUGUUCACGUUAGAUUUGUGACAAACAUCAGCCUCCACUAGUAAACUAUAUGUCUACAACUCGUCAAUAGGACUUCAAAAUUCAAUGUUUCGGACGCCAUUACACGGUUUUUUCCCGACUGUUUAAGCGCUCAAACCAUGGUUCGAGUUAGCGGGAGGUUCGAGUUAUCGAGGAUUCGAGUUACCGAGGGUAAAAUUACGGUAAAAGUAUGAAGGAAAUCCGGGGAAAAUCGUUUUUGGUUCGAGUUAGCGCGAGGUUCGAGUUAGCGAGGGUUCGAGUUAUCGGGAUUCAACUGUAUAGCGUUAGAGAUUAGAGAAAAAAAACGGGAAUGCUGGAUCAGGAUACCCCCCCCCCUCCCCCCCCUCUCCCCUCCCCUUCAAGACCCUGCUUUACUUAUUUCUCUAUGAACUUGUGUCUCUCAGUCGUGGCGCUUCGAUGAUUUACGUACCAGAUGACGUUCCACGCACGCCAGAAGCUUUGCGAGCCUUUUCCAAUGACAUACAAGUUGACGAUGAAUACGAAUCUCCGGAAAGCGUCUAUCAAGCAGCCCUUCGGGAGCUUCACCGUAUGCCAGAAUUGCGGCUGCUAGAGCGAGUGUCAUCCGCGUUGGCGGACAACACGACGCGCCUGAAGAUCCUUGAGCCUUUCCAUGGCCUGUGCCUGAACCUCCUCAAGGCCGCAGAUGUAGAGAUUCCGGAUGAACUCAGAGCUGAGCCUGACCAAAAUGACCGUGACAAGCGCUGCUCAAGACCGACGGCGAAUAACUGUCGUGGAAUGUGUGGUCCCGGGUGCUCUUGUUGGAAGUGGUAUUGCGGCGACUGCUGCUUGCAUAGAGGCUGCUACGAACAUGAUUUGUGUUGUAAAAAGAGUAGAUUCAGUUCAUAUUGCCUUACGCCCCCGGGAUGCAGUAGUUUCUCCGGUUACCCUAAAUGCCUUCGUAGCUCCGGGUGGAAGUGA
This is a messenger RNA of Porites evermanni, 2332 nucleotides long. Lineage: Eukaryota; Metazoa; Cnidaria; Anthozoa; Scleractinia; Poritidae. The record is from the annotation of a GenBank genome assembly.